Messenger RNA from Menidia menidia (Atlantic silverside), 3181 nucleotides. NCBI's taxonomy places the organism in Eukaryota, Metazoa, Chordata, Actinopteri, Atheriniformes, Atherinopsidae. The record is from the annotation of a GenBank genome assembly.
CCGCCUCUCUCACACAGAUCUUAGUUUCAUUUCUGCCAACAAGAAGGACUCUGACCAGACCGCUGUCUGACAUAUUCCCCUCACACAUCUGCAUAAAGGAGGAGAAGAUUCCGUCCUGAGCAAACACAUCAUCAGACCAGAUAUGUCUAAUCUGAAAUCCCAGCUAACCGUGAGCCAGCAGAGAACAAUAAGCUCUCAGCUGCACGGUGUCAAGCUAAAUUUGUUGUACAAAGCCAGCGUUCAUGGUUUCACCUCAGCAGCCUUCCACCAGCGAUGUGACAACCGCUCCCCAACACUGUCUGUGGGCUAUAACGCCUCUGGUUAUGUGUUUGGGGGCUACACCAGACAACCUUUCAGUCAGUCUGGAACAUAUGUGAGUGAUGAUCAGGCCUUUCUUUUCACCUUUAGAGGAGAAAAGCUCCACAAAUAUCCAGUUAUGAAUGCUACGUAUGCAGUGAAAAUGGUCGGCAACUCUGGUCCUUAUUUUGGAGAAACACUGAUUCUUUUACAUGGAAGCCAGCCAGUUGUGUACAGCAAACCAGGUAGUUACUAUAACUUCCAAGCUGCAGAAAUGCACGGGAACGACCUAAACCUGACCGAGUGUGAAGUCUACCAGAUCGAGCAAACCACUGAACUUGAGAGGCCAUGGAGGAAUAUAAUCUGGGAAUCAAAGAAGAGGAACGAGCUGAUGGAGAGCAUUAAAUCCUACAAACCCCUGGUCAGUUCUGUGUCCCAGGCACGGGUUUUACUCAUUGGACCAGUCGGAGCUGGAAAGUCCAGCUUCUUUAACUCCAUCAACUCAGUGUUUAGAGGCCACGUCACCAGCCAGGCCAUGUCUGGCAGCUCAGCCACCAGCCUCACCACUCAGUUUCGCACCUAUUCUCUGAAAGCUGGAAGAGAAGGCAAACCUCUGCCAAUCAUCUUGUGUGACACCAUGGGGCUGGAGGAAGGAAAAGGGGCAGGGCUUGAUAUAGAUGACAUCAGCAGCAUCCUUAAUGGCCACCUGCUCGACCGCUAUCAGUUCAACCCGUCUGCUCCUCUGCAGUCAGAGGUUCAUGGUUAUCGCAAGAACCCGGGUCUCAAAGACAAGAUCCACUGUGUGGCUUAUGUUCUUGAUGCCUGCAAGAUCUCCAUCAUGCCUGCAAAGCUGGAGGAGAAACUGGACGCUAUUCGCAGAAAGGUCAACUCGAUGGGGAUUCCUCAGCUGGUUCUGCUUACCAAAGUAGACGAAGCCUGCCCACUGGUGGGGGAGGAUGUGACCAAAGUCUACCACAGUGGCUACAUUAAAGAGCUGGUGCAAGAGGUCAGCGCCCGGCUCGGUGUGCCACUGUCCUGCGUGGUUCCAGUGAAGAACUACAGUGAGGAGUUGGAGUUGGACCUGAACUGCGACAUCCUGCUGCUCAGCGCCGUCAUUCAGAUGUUUCGCUUUGUGGAUAACUACUUUGAUGAGCUCAGUGACCAACUGAGCAGGACUGAAACCAAAGAUUAGCAGUCUGCAAUGACCUACCAUCCAGAAAACUAUAGCAUGCCAAACUUUUCAGAAUGUAUCCAGUAUCCACUUUAAAAUAGCUACUUCUUUCCUAAUCCUCCUGUCGCAAGAUAAGAAGGGUAAAUGUUCAGACUAGUAAGGGUGUCCUGUCAGGAUUGAUAAAUAGCUUAAGUAGAGUGUUGCUCAUUUCUGAUCCACUUGAAGUUUUGGAUUGGUUGUAAUGUUGGCUUAGCAAACUUUCUUCUUCUAAACUCAAGUCCGACAAUUAGGAAGUCAAAUCUUAUCUCCAAAUUCCUGAAAUUGUCAACUUACGAUUACAAGUACGUAAUCGCAUGCCGCCAAGUGGCAUGCCGCAUGCCGCUUGGCCUCAACAUCCAACUCCUUUUUUGCUUUCACAUUUGAGGUUCUUUCGAAUUCCUACAUUUGUAACACUUUUGCCUAAUAAACUGAACUUUCUUCGUGCAGAUUAUUUGAUAAAAUGACAAACUCAGAGGGACGUUUCAGCACAAUACAAUUUAUUAGUAUGACAAGCAGUUUGAGCUACAUGACAACUCUUCUCAAGAGAAUUGAACAUUUAUGCAGAUAUUUUGUUCUAUGUCCAGCGUACAGAUAACAGAGGCUGCAGUGACUGUGAGCGCUAACAAAAUAAGAACUUACUUAUACCUGAUGAGCAUUUAUCAUACUGUUAGUUCCUUAAGAUAAAAUGAAUCUUUAUGGGGUCAAAGAAAUGCACACUUCAUGUGCAUUCAGUUUGUGCUUUCAUUUGUGGGUGGGAUGCUAAAAAGUGCAACUGGUCGGAUUGAAUCUCCUUAAAAGUUAGAAAAAAAAAAAAAUCCAAUUGGCACAACUGUUUACAAUACAACGUGUUUCAUACUUGCAGUGUUGGAGGGAGAUGAACCAGUGUUGUGCUUUUUAAUGAAAUCUCAAAGCGUCUGAAUAAACAGAGGAACUGACGUUUAUUAAUGUAGCUCGCACAGUUACGGUUCAGGGAAACAAGUGUCGGGAGUCGGUCCAGCUGAGGAUCAGCCCCUACCUGUGUAAACGUACUGUGGUGCUACAACAAAGUGUAAACUACACGACGCACACCUGCCAUCCGAAUCGCCACCUGCUUUUUGCAUCACUGAAAGGAGUUAGACCGGAAUACAAAUUGGCAGCUGUCUCUAUAAGCUGCGGUCAUCAGUUAGAAACAGACGGAAUUUUAAAAUAGUGUUUAAAACAUCGGCGUGUUAGUGCACAUGAAAGACAGGGAGAUCCUCUCCAGCUUGGCCACAGCUAACAUCGAACUGGCUGCACAACUUUCACAGAAUAAACCGACGACAAGGACGUACAACAGUGAAGGAGGAAUGUCCUGAAAUUGCAAAACACACCUGGAAAUCAGUGCUAUUCUGUUUGCUCCUCUUUUUUUUUUUCCAAAUGCAGCCUAAAGAGAUGUUCCAGCAGACUUUUCUACGAGUUUGAAAAAGACGCGGGUCUUGGGAGGUUGGCGCAGAUGGUUGGGAGCACAGAGGAAGACCAUGGAGAGGCCCUUCUGGCACAGCUCACACCCAGUUUAAACAGCCAGAUGGCUUCUUUUUUUCUCUUUAGCCAGCUACUUAAUCAACGAAAAAAGGCAGCCACGUGAAGAAGAUUUCAACUUCAGCAACUCGAGUUACAGUGCGGAGCACACGAGUACACACACACACACACACACAC